CAUGUAGCUAGUCGUCAUUAUUGUGUUCUUUUGAAGUCAUGCGGAUAAUACUCUGAUCAGAAAACACCCCAGUGUGAUUAAUAACUCCCAAAGUCUGUUUCAUAACCAGGUUACUAACAGUUAUAGAGCUGAAACAUAAUCUGGACAUCUUCCUUGUCUUCCAUCCUUGGAUAAUGGUCUAAAUGAGCUGCAUCUAGGAUUUUGAGCCAUAUCUGUAUCAGCAAAUGAUGAAGAUUCAUCUUAGGUCCUAAGGUAUCCCAACCAUGACAUUAUCCUGCUUCUAAAUCCCUUGCCCUGAGGAGCAAACCCAACCCAGAAGCAUGCACGCACUGCCGACCUCCACUCAAGAGGGGGCACUGCUGGUAGAAGAUUUUGGUGAAGGGGGUGUGCAUUAAUCUUGCCAUGGAUGACUUCACUACACGCACCUAUGGCACCAGUGGCAUGGACAACAGACCUCUGUUUGGGGAGACAUCAGCCAGGGAUAGAAUCAUCAAUUUAGUAAUCGGUGGACUGACAACUUUACUUGUUAUUGUGACCAUAAUUAGCUCAUUUGUCUUCCCCUCACUGCCUCCCAAGCCAUUGAACAUUUUCUUUGCUGCCUGCAUCAUGCUAGUCUGUGGGUCAGUGUUGGUUUUGAUAUACUGGUAUAGGCAGGGAGAUUUGGAGCCCAAGUUUCGCAACUUGAUCUACUACAUGCUCUGUUCCAUCGUUCUGUUGUGUAUUUGUGCCAACUUGUACUUUCAUGACGUGGGACGAGACAAGCGGAGCGAUGCCUUAUAAAACUGUUACCAUGGGAGCCGUCCCGAUCACAGGAAUGUUCAUCAUUAUGUGGGCACUGUGGAACCCCACAUAACCACACCUGAGUUCUUGAAUCAGGAGAAUUUGUUUUCCUACAAGACGCCCCAUUUGUGGGCAGGGCCAGUCUGCCUUUGGGAGCCAUGUUAGUGGACUUAACAUAUUAGAGAUGCAAAUGUGUUAAUGAUCAGUAGCACUCUGGGAUGUCAUGCACAAGUUUUACACCCUGAAUGCUGCACACAUCUUACAAACCUAUAUGCCAAUGUUUUAAAAACAAUCAGUGGCAGUGUAAUGCAUAAUGCUUUUAUAUUUGUACAUGACACACCUAUGGUACAUUCCUAAUUGAGAUUUGUUAAUUUUGUAUAGAAAUGAUUAGAAAAGCAGUCUUGAUUAAAUCAGAGCACUUGAUUUAAGGACUGUAAGCAGAGUAAUUUUACUGUAAAUGCUGCUUUUUUGUUCUUUUUCUAAAUUAUGGCACACUGUGAUAUGGUGAAAACCUUAAAAUUAUGGUCAUCGGCCAUUUGUAAUUUAAUUUGUAUGUAAUAAAUAAAUACAUAUUCAUUAUGCA
Molecule: messenger RNA, 1363 nt
Organism: Myxocyprinus asiaticus (Chinese sucker)
Lineage: Eukaryota; Metazoa; Chordata; Actinopteri; Cypriniformes; Catostomidae
Product: transmembrane protein 243-like
Exons: 6
Coding region: 403-780 (125 amino acids)
Source: RefSeq, a predicted model, not a curated record